CUUCCUGAUAAACUCCAAGGCUUUCUCAACGAUUGGUCUCAGUAUUGGAAAGGACGUGACAUCAGCAAAUUUGCAGACUUGGGGCUGGGGGGCUGCUGUGGGCUCUGGCUGGCGGCCAGCCGGCGAGGUGGAGUGUGUGCGUGCGUGGGCGUGCGUGCCUGUCUGCCUGACCACAGGUAGCGCUCCGAGUGCCAUGCCGGAGAGCCUGAGCAGAACGUGUGCUGUUCGGCCAGCCACAGAACUGGGAGUUCCCGGGAACAGGGGGAACAUGGAAUUUGGACUUUACUGAGCAACUGGAGCGUGGACCUUGCUGGCCCGGGAAAGCACCAUGGAUGGCGAACAAGGGGGCAGGAUCGGCAGCAAGCCCCCGGGGCUCGAAGGCUCUUCUGACACUAGGCUGCUUGCAAACCCAUUGAUGGGGGAUGUUGUGUCUGAUUGGUCUCCUGUCCAUGAAGCUGCGAUCCAUGGACGUGUGCUCUCUCUGAGGAACCUCAUCAGCCAGGGCUGGCCUGUGAACCUCAUCACGGCAGAUCGUGUGUCCCCACUCCAUGAAGCCUGCCUCGGAGGGCAUCUCUUGUGCGCAAACAUUUUAUUAAAGCAUGGAGCUCAGCUUUUCUUGCAGGUGAAUGGCGUCACUAUGGACUGGCACACUCCCUUGUUUAAUGCUUGUGUCAGUGGCAGCCAGGCUUGUGUGAAUUUGCUUCUGCAGCAUGGAGCCAGCCCCCAUCCUGAGAGUGAUCUGGCGUCUCCCAUCCACGAAGCUGCCAGGAGAGGUCACGUGGAGUGUGUUGAAGCUCUUGCAGCUCACGGGGGCAACAUUGACCACAACAUCAAUCACAUGGGAACACCUCUCUAUUUGGCUUGUGAAAACCAGCAGAUAGCCUGUGCCAAGAAACUCCUGGAGUCAGGAGCAACCGUGAACCAAGGUAGAGGUCUGGAGUCCCCUCUUCACGCAGCAGCCAGGGCGUCCAGUAUGGAGCUGGCUGCCUUGCUCAUGGACUUUGGAGCAGACACCCAGGCUAAGAAUGCCGAAGGCAAGCGUCCUGCAGAGCUGGUGCCUCCAGAGAGCCCUGUGAUGCAGCUCUUCUUGCAGAGAGAAGAAAAAAGUUUUCUGACCCCUGAUCUGGAAUUAGCAAUGAAAGGCAAAAGCAUUAACCUCACAGUGAGAGCAGGGUUUGGUGAAAACACACUCUGCUGCUUGGGACUUCACAGCAGAAGAGAGAGAGAAUCAACAGGUGCACCAGGCCCAGCGCCAGGGAGCACAACACUCCCCCAGGGAUCUGCAAAGACUUUGGUCAGUGGGUUCCACGGCUUUAAGAGCAUGCUUCUUCCUUUGCCUGAGCAGUGCUGACUCCAUUCCCUCUGAUUAAUGAGUAAGCAGUUUUCUGUCUUUAGUUCAGUAAUCUGGGGAUGGAAGACAGCUGUUCCACUACGGAUCCCCACCAGUGCUAGUGAUGCUAAAUUGGUUGUGAAAUGAGGCUGGCAGAUCGUUUUCCUUGGGCUGUAAAUUUCUGUGUCUCAUAUGAUUUCCACUCUAGGUCAGGACUGGAGAGAGCCAUUUUAGGAGGGAGAGAAACUUCGGUCUGACCAUACUGUGCUGGAAGAAGUUGUCAAAGCAGAUAGCUUUUGCUGUAAAGUUUCAUCUUCUUAGGCUUGUCACUGUGGGCAAAGGUCUCGCUUUAAGUGCAGAGUCAUGGAAUAAUGAGCUUCUUUGAAUUAGCUUAUUAGGUCUGAAAAGAAUGACUCAGAAAUCCUCGAGGAGCUUGUUUUCCCCUGAUGUGGAAUAACAGGACAAUACUUGAUACAUGGCUGCCCACAACACAGAGGACCUACUUUAUUCAAUAUUUCACCUAACGAAUGGAGACAGUAAAAUUACAUCUGGAUGUUGUCUAUUCUGACACAGAUACUAACCUUUGAGUAGUGGUGUGUUGAUAAAAUGUUUAACAUCCAAAUUUCUGGGAAAAAAAAACUUUUGGUUUGCAGUGUUUGCCAAUUUCUCUGGUGUAAAUAUGGCCACAUGACCAAUUUCAAGCUACCAACAUGACAUCAGUGAAUGCAGAAUUUGGGAACAAAUUUGCACGAUCAGCUUUUGGGAGAUAAUCCCAGUUGGCUGCAGCCAUGACUCUUCUAGGGCUAGGCUGUAUAGAACAAGGCUGGCUCCUGUCGCCUGCAUCGGAAGGUAUAAGCUGCUGGGAAAGGAGUGAGGGUGUGGCACACUGGGGGACAGAUCUUGCUUCUGUCCCCAGGUCUUCACUUCUUCCCAACAACUUUCAAGUAACCAGGCACCAGCUUCUUUCCAACCGAUUCAAGAGCAAACCUACAGGAUUGUGUAUUUUGCCCUUCACCUUUUCUGCUCUCCCUUUGGAAGUCUGAACAACAACACAACAAAUGGAAGACAGAAAUGAGAUGUCAGCAAGGUCACCAAGCCUGGAGCUAACUGCAGUGUCCUCUGAAAGGAUUCUGCUACUUUGACGUUUAAAAAUGUAUUUUCCUCCUAUAAUUCCUAGAAUUGGUUCACUUUGAAUUCACUAAGCCUUUAGGACACAAUUCAGAGCAGAUGCUCCCAAACUGAAAAUUCAUACACAGAACCUUGAAAUCUAGGGAUUCCUCAGAUUCUGCCUCAGAUCCAAAGAGUUGGAAUCCCACUGAGGGUAGAGAAUGGAGAGCAAGGCCACAUGCAAUAUUUUACAGCAAUUUCCUUGGAUGAUUCUGAUGCAGAUAAAGGAUUGGAAAUCAGUGCGCUAGGAUUUGGUCAUUGUCCCACUGGGCAGCACUCAAAGGUAAGCUGCAUCUUCUAGAGCAGCAGUCCGAAUGCGGGCGUUUACAGACGAGCAAGUGCAGGACAGCAGGGCAAAUGCCUGUGCCAGGGCCCCACCAAACGGUUAUUUACUUAUUUGGAAUACAGAGAGAACCCCUGUUCUCUGGUUCAUUCCUAAAUGCCCACAACAGCAGGGAUUGGACAGGCCGGAGCUGGGAGUGGGAUACCCAAUCCAGGUCUCCCACAUGGGUGGCAGGGACCCAACCACUUGAACCGUUACAUACUGCCUCCCAGGAUGCAGAGUAGCAGAAAGUUGGGAUCAGGAGCUGGAUCUGGGAAUUGAACCCAGGUACUCAGAUGUGGGAUGUGGGCAUCUUUUUUUUUUUUUAAAUGAUUUAUUUAUUUUUUUCGAAAGGCAGAGUUAUAGAGAGGCAGAGGUAGAGAGAUAGAGAGAGAGAUCUUCCAUCCGCUGGUUCACUCCCCAAAUGGUCACAAUAGCAGGAGCUGUGCUGAUCCGAAGCCAGGAGCCAGGAGCUUCCUGUGGGUCCCCCAUGCGGGUGCAGGGGCCCAAGCGCUUGGGCCUUCCUCCAUUGCUUUCCCAGGCCACAGCAGAGAGCUGGGUCAGAAGUAGAGCAGGCAGGACUCGAACCGGUGCCCAUAUGGGAUGCCGGCACUGCAGGGGCAGCUUUGCCGCCUACAGCACAGUGCCGGCCCCAGGAUGUGGGCAUCUUAAGUGGGGUCUUCACUGCUAGGCCAAAUCCCUGCCCCUCCAUCGAACUUUCAGAUCCCCAAGUUUCACUGCUGUUGUCCUUGAUUCACAAAUGCUGGCAGCCAUUUUGUCCUUCCAUCCCUCAAGCAAAGUCCCCCAAAACAAGCACUUCUGAAAGUAUUAGGGAAACUGCCCGAGAUGCCACACCUGGGUGACUCUGAGUGCCUUCAGAGGCAGAAAUAGCUGUCAGAAAGAGAAGCUCGUAGCCGUUUGCAGCCCUGCGUCGACAUCAGUUUUUGGUCUUUGAGUCAAUGUAGAUUAGGGGCAUCAAUUCCUAUUGCAGCCAACUGUCAGUUAACAUCUCCCUUAGGAUAACCGACUUGAGUAUAAUCAGCAGGUGAACACACUCGUUAUCAUUGUCCGUCUUUCCGAGUUUCUGAGUAUCGAUUUUCAGUCUGGAAGCUGGGCCCAAACAGAUGUGAACUGUAAGUGAUUUUUCUACUCUUUUUCUCCAAUUCAUUCAUUUAUUCACUGAGUAUCUGUAGAAAGUCUGCAAUGCACAGACAGUGGUGAUACAUCAGUCAGAAAAAAAAUUAACCUAGAAACCUUGGUUGGUCUCCCAGUGGGAGGACAAUUAGAAAAUACAAUAAGCAAAGUAAUAUCAACUAAAUAUGUCAUAUGGUGAACAGAGCAAAGACCUAAAACAUAUGUCAGAUGGUGAGACGUGCCAUAGAGACAAGUAACUCAGCGAUGAGGACGGGAGGCGGGAUAGGGAUUGUGCCCUGGUAAUAACAGCGGUUAAACAACUUGGAUUGCUUCGGAGACGCACAGGACCCUCCGGGGACAUUGCUUCCAAAUCUGAGACCGGUACAGGCAAAGGACGCCAUGGAGAAAGAGCAUGAAAGUAAGCACAGACCCAUCACAGGCAAGGGCUGGCCUGUAGCAAGUGCUCUGGAGACGACGAAGGUCCAUUGCCCUCUCUCUGUGAAGGCCGGGGUGUGACACUCUCUCGUUUUCUCAUCAGGAGCCCUAGAUGUGUACCAGGGGACCCCAAAUGGAGAAUGGGCGAAAGUGUGAGUUUGUGUUGGGUUUUUACUAUUUGGCAGGGAAUGAGCUAUAACAGCAGAGCCCUUCCAGGGGCUCUCCUUAAAGAGAUGCCACUCAUCUGUCUCACUGUUAUCACGAAACAAUGCUGACCAGCUGGCACACCCCUCCUGAUAUCACACCCACUGUUACACAGCAGUGCAAUUAGAAAUCCCUAGAUCUCAUGCCUUGGCUGGUUCUAGGCCUACUGCAGUGAACUCUCACAGCACACAUUGCAAUUCUAAGUAACAAUUCUAAAUUGCCAUUCAAAAACACAGGUCAAAAUCUCAAAGUAGUUACACAGCUAGCUAUGCAGAAACUUGAAAGUGGGGCGGUAGUAGGGGGAGGCAGAGAGAACAGCAAGUGCAAAGGCCCUGAGGCAGGCCACUAUUCAGAAAAGAAUAGGGUGGUGGGGUGGGUGGGGUGUCUCUGAGGUCAAGGCUGAAUGAAUGAUGAGGAAACUUAGUGAUGAUCAUCAUGUGAUCUCAAAGAGGUAAAGGAGUGGGGCCGGCACUGUGGCGCAGUGGGUUAACGCCCUGGCCUGAAGUACCAGCAUCCUAUAUGGGUGCUGGUUCGAGACCGGCUGCUCCACUUCCGAGCCAGCUUUCUGCCUGGGAAGGCAGUGGAGGAUGGCCCAAGUCCUUGGGCCCCUGCACCCACUUGGGAGACCCGGAGGAAGCUCCUGGCUCCUGGCUUCAGAUCGGCGCAGCUCCAGCUGUUGUGGCAAAUUGAUGAGUGAACCAUCGGAUGGAAGACCUCUCUCUCUCUCUCUCUCUCUCUCUCUCUGCCUCUCCUCUCUCUGUGCAACUCUGACUUUCAAAUAAAUAAAUAAAUAAAUUUUAAAAAAAGAGGUAAAGGAGCAAAUGCAGCAUGUUUUCUCUCUCUGCCUUGUUUUGCCCUUCAUGUUACAAUGGAGCAGGGCAGUCCAUAAGCAGAGCUUAUUACUCUGGGAGUAUACGCAUAAGAUUCAGAAGGCCUGUAAAUUUAAGCUUUUUAAAAUAAAAUUUUUCUAACUCUAACUGAAAUUGAGCAUUUCUUUCCAUUUGGAACGUAGGCAACCAGAAUCAUUUCAGCAUACUUACAACUCUGCCAAGCAUGGUUGUUGCAGAGAUUUUUAUAUUAGAUUAUAGUUCAUGCAACCAUUCUGAAGUAUCUUUUAUGCUCAUCACCUCCUGGGAAUUACUGUAAUUAUUAAGCUACUGCUAGAUUGUUUAUGAUCAUGGUCUCCCUGCCUGCGGAGCCAACAACGAACCUGGAUGUUUCUACAACUGGAGUUCAACACAGACAGCUCGGGAACAUUCUGUUGUCUUUGGAAGACUGUCUUCACCUUGAAAUAUGAACUGUGGACGUUUUAAUGCUACUUGCAACAUUUGCAACCCUUAAAUCAAGAACUUGAGGUUGAUUGGAUAUUCACCACAGUGUGCCUCCAGCCAUAUGAAAGACCACCCACAGUACAAGGUGCUUUUUGAGACUAAAACAACAGCCUUCACACAAAAGUGUCUAAGACAAAUCUCACCACUUCCAUGUGUAUACUCUCUGGUUACUUUAUUUGUUAUUAUGUAGGGUGAUAGUAAAGAAGCCCUUUGGUUAUUGUACUAUAAAUUUAUUAAUUGCAUUUGUUUCAAAGAUUCAUUAAGACAUACUUCACAUCCAAGUCAUAGAACCUUACCAGUCGCAAAAGAAAAAAAAAAUUAGCCUGGUAAGAAGAUUUCCUGUUAUACGUUCCAAAGAGAUAUGCAAGGUCUCCAGGAUAACAGCUGGUAUCUUGAGAAAUUGAAUUUUCCAGUGCCAGGUAAGGUUGAUGAGGUAUUAACUCCUGAAUGGAACCUAUCAUAUAAGAUUUGACAAGCUUGAAUUAAUACCUAAUGUUCUCAAAAAGGGUGGGAAAUGAUUGGAGAGCAAUCAGGGAGCAUUCCCAAAGAGGCCACAGACAAGCUGCAAGCAGAUAAAUAUGAAAAUGCACCCCAUUAGCAGGUCACGAGUGGACCGGAAUGGGCUUGUCAUUGCAGAGGGGAAAAUAAAAGCUUAAGGAGAUGUGUGAACACAACACAGGGCUGGCACCAGUGCUGAUUUCUCACUCAGGCAGCCAGGGAUUGAACUAUAGUACUUGGCUAUUUGCAACUGCCUUUGGCUGAAGUCUUAUUUAAAUAAAUGAAAAGGGUUUCCUCAACCAUGCCUGCUUGUUGGCAAAUGCACGCCCCUUAGUUCUGUCUCAGUCACUGACUUGGGCUCUGACCACUCUGCUAAUGGUCCAAGUUCAGUGCCAACUGCCUACAUUUAACCAAACAGCCUUUCUCCACCUUGUACAAUCUGCAGAGUUCUCACUGACUUCUUGGAGUGCCAGUGGUCCCCGGUGGGGGACAAUUUAACCCAUUUCCUGGGGGACACUUGAAAACCUCUGGAGACAUUUUUGGCUGUCACCACUGGGGCGGGCCCCUGGCAUCUAGAUGGAAAAGGCCAGGGACGCUGUUCCACCUCUCAUAGUGCACAAGAACCAGGUGUGGACGAUGGUGCGUAUCACCACAGAAGUAAGCGUUGGGACCAGCAUCGUGGCACAGUGGGUUAAGCCGCCACAUGUGAUGCCAGCAUCCCAUAGCAAAGAGCCAGUUUGAGUCCUGGCUGCUCCACUUCUAAUCUAGCUCCCUGCUAAUGCACCUGGGAAAGCAGCGGAAGAUGACCCACUUUUUAGGUCCUUACUACCCAUCUGGGAGACCUGGGUGGAGUUCUAGGUUCCUGGCUUUAGUCUGGCCCAUCCUUGGCCAUUGCAGCCAUCUGGGGAGUGAACCAGCAGAUGGAAGACCUCUCUCUUUCUCUGCCUCUCCUUCUCUCUGUCAGUCUGCCUUUUAAAUAAAUAAAUCCUAAAAAGAAUGAGGGUCUGCAGGAAAAGCAGAGCAGCCAGCCAGAGAAGGAGGAAAACACAUAGCAGUUUGUCUCUUCAGGCACAUUUUCCCAAUGCAGUGCUGCACUGGACUUCAGCUUGUUCCAUAGAAAGUACUCGUUCCUUUCCUGCUGUCAUACUUUUUGUGGUUAUGAAGAAGGCAGCCAAGAUUAAGGAGGCUAUCAUAAGGCUCUUUCUGUCACCACCCAGAAAAGCACCCACAUUUGGAGCUCUUUUGUUCAACUGAUCUUAUACUAAAAUAUCAACAUGCAAGGGGAUUUCGAAAUAUUCAUGAAAACAGAAUUAAAAGAUAAACUUGUUUUGGUGCAAAAACAUUGAAAUCCAAGGAAUUUUCAUAAACUUUUUGAAGACCCCUUGUAUUAUUCAAUGAUAGUGACCUACAUAUCAAUUAUAAUCUAUAGUGCAUACUGAUAUAUAGCCUCCUCCUCCUCCUACUCUUUUUAGCUCCUAUUCAGAUAAGGAAUUUGAAUACAGUCAUACCUUGUGUAGUGGGAGUGACUGGGUGACAAAAGUGUUUCCAAAGAUAGCAGAGUCCUGCCCUAAGUCGGAGUAAGGGGUGCUCUGACUUGCCCUGUGGAAAGGAGAUGGCAGUAAGGGCCAAUGAAAAUGCAUGGGGUAAACGAAGGGAGCACAGUUUCACAGGGUCGUACUCAGACCCAGGCUGCACGGGACUGGGAGGUAGGACAGACAAGCCUGCAAUGAGCAGCCGUCCUUAAUCACCUCUGCUGGUGCUUUUCCCACCACAGAACCCAUGGCUCAUUUAUCUAACUAUCUUGUGGUUUACUGGCUGCUAAUUAUUCCUACUCUGAUAUUUGUUAAUGAAAACCCAAGAUAUUUUCUAGCAAAGCAUUUGGAGGGUCUGGGAAGAAGAGAGUCCUCAAGACAAAAGGAAAAACUUCUAAUUUCAUGUUCCUGUAGGUUGGAAGAACAGAUGCUGGGGCUCCGUUGGGCCUCUAGAGGAUUCCUUCUAUCAGCCCACGCCGUCCCCUGCCUCUAGUCACUUAAGCAACAUGACUUGUUAAGCACACACUUUCUGAUCCAUAAAGCUCCAGGCAGCCUUAUCCACCCCUGUGAUGUAAAUGCCACCUCUGCACCCACAGCUCCCAGACAUAAAAGCUGACAAAGGACCAUCAGAUUUGGCUGUUGCCAAUACAAUACCUAAUCAAACAGCAGUGUAGCUUCAUUGAGUUUGAAUUUUGGUUGAGGUGGGGAAGCAGAGGUGGCCACUGUUUCCCAAAGAAACCAGUGAUGAGGUUCAGGGAAGGAGGGGCUCUUGGCUGGUCCUGUAAGGGAGAUGGAAAGUUCCUUGCAAAUCUAGGCUCAGCUGGCACAGACAAAGCCCCACCUCAAGCAUACACCUUCCUGCAUUCUGCUUCAAGGUCUCCUCUGAACUGUUGGAAGCUCAUCAGGUCCUCGUAUAAGCACACAGCAGAAAUAUGAGGAAAGUACCCCAGGAACUACCCUCACAACGGGAGAAAGGCCCUAAUGUCUACAUACUUCAACCUCCCAUCUUUAGGGUGGUCAUUCCUCCUGCUUCUCUGGUUGAAUGGAAUCCACAUUUAGCACCGUGAUUGAGGACUUCGAUUAUACACCCUGAGACUGGCUUUUCCUUCUUCCUGUGUCACUCUUCCCUCUCACUGGUCCAUAUCUCAUUGCAGUUGCCAAGUGCUUUCACUUGGAUCUUGUCACCACCAGCACCGAGUGAGCUUUCGGCUUUGCAAUCUUGGCACUGAGAGUUUUACUGAGUAUGUUCUCAUGCUGUGCCAUGUACCCUCUGUGGAUCCUGGGUGGCUUCCUGGCAGUUCUCAGCUCUCCUCUGAACUAGAGGGGUGAAAGCAUGGAGACUGUACCUCCCAGAACUUUCAUCAUCAGAGUUCCAGAUUCACUCUCUUAAUAAGGGCACCGUUGAGAGGCUGUUAUUUCCCAGUGGUGGUUGGAGGCAGGUAACAGGGGCUGCAGUUGCACCUCUGAAAAUUGCCCACUUCAGCACUGUGGGCAUUUGAGGCUGUUGGUGGCAAUUCCUGUGACCCCUAUUUUUUUUAAAUUAAUUUUUUCUCCCCUCCAACACUUCUAGGAUUUGUGUAAGUCUCUGAUUCCUGAUGGCAAAUCCUUCCCUGCUCAAAAUAACUAGAGUGGUCCCCACUUUUGUGGACAAACUGAUACACAUAUAUUAUCUAAUUUUAUUGAGAAUAAAGGUCUAGGAAUUGAAUUUGGUUUGCGAAUGUUGGUGGCUAAUAGGUGAUAUGGAAAUAAUAAAAUCCAGCUCAGGUAGCAAAGGUAUUUGAGAGAUGUUAGAAUAAUGAAGCAAAUAUAUAUUACAUUGGAUGUCAAGAAGAAAAUCAUUUAAAGAGGAGGGGGAUCCUUGUUGAUGAAAGUUCUCUCCCUUAUCAAAUCUGGUGGACGUAAAAGAGGGCAGUUUUAAAAACCAAGGAAUUGGAGCCCUCUGUGAAGUCCUGGCAGAAAAAUGAAGCAGGAAAACUCAUUGUCAUGCAUAUAGUGACUGUGUUAUCUGAUUUUUUUUUUUUUUUUUGGACAGGCAGAGUUAGACAGUAAGAGAGAGAGACAGAGAGACAGGUCUUCCUUCCGUUGGUUCACCCCCCAAAAUGGCCAAAGCCAGGAGCCAGGUGCUUGCUCCUGGUCUCCCAUGUGGGUGCAGGGCCCAAGCACUUGGACCAUCCUCCACUGCCCUCCCGGGCCACAGCAGAGAGCUGGACUGGAAGAGGAGCAACCAGGGCAGAAUCCAGUGCCCCAACCGGGACCAGAACCCGGUGUGCCGGUGCCGCAGGUGGAGGAUUAGCCUAGUGAGCCGCGGCGCCGGCCUAUGUUAUCUGAUUUCUAAGGGCUGCUUAUGUAAUGAUGUUGGGAAUUGUAUGCUCUGUGGUGCUGUGAAGUGAAAAGUAAAAGUCACUGCAAAAAAUAAGAAUUCUGGGUCAAAUAACAAUUCAUAAAUCUAUCAUAUAAUGCUUCCUUGACAGAUCAGGAGGGUAGCAUUUUAAAAUGUAGAGCAUUUGCUAAGCUCUUCAGAUCUGCUGGAGAAAAGGAUGAAAGCUUCCUUUCUCCUGUUUGUGGAGUAAAAUAGUGCCCUAGAAAUACAAGGCCAAAUGUCUGAGUCAUAUGAAGAAUGAGUAGUUACGAUAAUGUUUCCAAGGUAGCCGAUUGCUUGACAUUCACUAUGUAAAGCUUAUUUGCAUUAUUCAUAUAGAGAUUUGGGGCAACCUUUCUUAGUUAUUGAUCCCAAUUCAUGAUUUGUGAUUUUGGCAAAAUAUUGAGAGUAAAUUUAUAGAAUGUACCCCAAUAAAAAGGUUUGUAUAUUAGUCAGGGUUCUUAAAACUAAUAGAAUUGAUAGACAGACAGAUGGACAGACACAUGAGUUCUAAGGAAUUGGCUCUUGUGUCCAUGGAAGCUGGCAAAUUAAAAAAUUUGCAAUCAGCCAGCUAGAGACCCAAGAGACCUGAUGAUAGAUAGAUCUAGUCUGAAGGCUAGCAGGCUCAAAACCCCUGCUGAUGUUUCAGUUCAAAUGUGGAGGCAGGGAAAAAAGGAUGUUCCAAUUUGAAGGCAAGAGAAUUUCCAUCUUUCUCAGCUUUUCUGUUCUAUUCAGACCUUCAACUGAUUGGAUGAGGCCACUAACAUUAGGGAGGGCAAUCUGCUUUACUUAGUCUACUGCUUCAAUGUUAAUGUCAUCCAGAAACACCCUCACGAACACCCCCAGAAUAAUGUCUGGCCUAAUGUCUGUGCACCCCGUGUGCUGUCAAGUUGACAGAAAAUCAAACCUCACAGUAUGUACAUGUUGUGAAAUAGUACACGUGCUUUCCAAGUAAGAACACCAAGAGAGAUGCUUACAUUGACUUGACAAGCACUUCUAAACCCAAACCCAGGAAGAGUUCCUGUUUCAGUUGUCAGAGAUACCAAGACAUUGGCCCUAUUUCAAGGAUUCCCUAGCCCACUAAGAGAAACAGAUAAGAUUUGCAAAACUGUGCCUUGCACUGCUACAGAGUUAUGCAGAGGACACUAAGGAAGAACAGACAAGUGCCUGGAGGGAGUUGGAGAUGGCCUCUUGGAAGAGAUCACAUCUGAUCUGUGUCUUAAAGGGCAAGCAACAUUUUGCUAAAAGAGAAGAUGAAAAGAGGAUGUCAAAUGACAGAGAAUACACAUUCUAGAAAUUACAAGUACUUAUCAUGAGGACUGAAUGAAAUAAUGCAUUUAAGCACCAGUGAAAUAAUGGCUGUUAAGCACUAAUAUCUGGCACUCAGUAGGUGUGAGCCCAGAUCAGCCUUUCUCUCAUCCUACUAUUGCUGUAUAUUAUUUGAGGAAAUCUUGAGGUUUUCGGGGCCAGCACUGUGGCGUAACAGGUAAGGUAAGCUGGCAUCCCAUGUGGGUGCCAGUUCGAGUCCCAGCUCCUCCACUUCUGGUCCAGCUCUCUGGGAAAACAGUAGAAGAUGGCCCAGGUUCUUGGGCCCUUGUGCCUGUGUGGGAGACCUGGAGGAAGCUCCUUUCUGCUGCCUUUGGAUCGGCACAGCUCUAUCAGUUGCAGCCAACUGGGGAGUGAGCCAGUGGAUGGAAGACCUCUUUCUCUCUCUCUGUGUAACUCUGACUUUCAAAUAAAUAAAUAAAUCUUUUAAAAAAAGAAAUCUUGAGGUUUUCAAAGGUGAGGCAAUGUUUGGGUAACUGAGAAGUUCUUCCAUACAAUUCACUACUAUUAAAGAAAUCAUUUCUACUUUGCAGAAAGUACCUUAACAGAUGUUUCUGAGUGAAUUUAGUCAUCAUAUUAAGCAUUGCUUCACAAUGUGGGAUGCUUUUCAAAAGCCUCUUUUGGGUGAACAGAUUGUGUUGCUGCUGAGGGAAUUCACAGGAAUGAGGCCGUCACUGUAAUUCAAACAAUUUCUCCUCAUUUAAGACCACCAACUGUUUAUAUUAGUACUGACAUGAUCCAUUUAUGAAGCAUCUUAGCACAGUUGUUUGAAAAUUUUGGCUGUCAAAUGGUCAUCAGAACAGAGUUGACUCUAAUUGCAAGUAUGAUACUUCUGAUCUCUUUAUCAAAACCUUUACAGAAUAGCCACCAUGUUCAGGUUCAGUUGGAAGGCUUGCGUGUGACACUACAACAUGAGAAAAGUAGAACCUACCAUUUUUGCUCACUAGGCAGCAUUAUUAGAAUGCUGGCACUAAAAAUGAAGGAAUAAGUAAGACCCCCUCCCCCAACAGUUCUCAAAAACACAUGGACAAAUGAUUGCAGCAAAAAAUGAUCAUUUGGACAAUAUAUACAGGAAUGAUGAUACACAGAGAAAGAGCCUGUGAACUAGGUCUUCUUUUUUGAACUAGGUCUUUAAUUAGAAACUUGCCCCCCCCCCCAGAUAGAGAGAGAGAGAGAGAGAAGAAACUUUACAUAUUGGCGACAGCACUGUCCCAGUAGAAGGUAGUAUGCAACAGUAUAUUCCAUUGAGAAAAAAGAAAUUGGCUUGGCAUGAUUGUCACAUGUUGAAAAAGGAUAGGAGAUUAUGUUAGGAUAGUAGUAGCCAAGGACCAAGUUAUACCUAUGAAGUGUGUGUGCGCGCGCACACACACACAAGUGAUAUUGCCCUUUGACUGCAAACUGAAUUAAUAUCUUAGCUUUGACUUUUAUAGACCAGACUAUCACCAUGGGUACUAUGUCUGCUUCAUCAACAUUGCACUUUCUCAAAUGCAUCAUUAAAAGAAAGUAAUGGAUUUCUUUUUGUAGCUCAGUAAGAUGACAAAGCUGUUCAUAUCUUCUUGAUAUUCCAUCAGAUGCCUAAUUUAACUUUCACUUUUGCUUCUCAUCUCUUUUGCCCAGAAACUCACUGCAUGUUGAAUGAAGCUCAACUCAGCCUCUUUUGUAUGCCACUGAAUCUGAGAAUUUGGUACAGUGAUCAUUUGAGUGGCCAUGGCAUGCCUGGCCUGACUUUUUUGAGAACAAUCUUUGUCCAUCUUCCUCCCAUGACACAUCUUUGCAAAGUGUCAUGAUCUUAUUUGUGUUAUAGAAACAUAAUUUCAGCAGUGGGAUGAUCAGUGAAUGAAAGGAAGUUAACAAAACUAGACACAGAGAAACUACUUGGGAGAUGAUGACAUUAAUUCUAGUGGAAAAAGUGAUGAGGUCGUGAAUCAAGACAGUGAUGCUGAGGUGGAAAGGAAAGAGUGGGUAUGAAAGAAGAAAUGUUAAAAAGACAGAAUAAAACUGCCAGUGGAAACUAGAGAUUGAGUGAGAAGGAAAUGAAGAAGGCUAGGAUGAUACCUAAAGUUUCUGACUCAAGUUCCUGUCUAGAUGACAUUUCUAUAAAUCAGAACAGGCCAAUGGGAGAAAGAUGUUCAUUUGCAGUGGUGGGUGGUGAAGGAUAAUUAGUAGUGUUUUGGACAAACAUAGAAAGUUUCUUUGACAUUAGCAGUCAGUUGGAGAUCUGGCACUGGACCUCGAGAAGGGCUGGCAGUGGGGAAGGCAUUAGGCCUAGUGCUUAAGACACUGAGUUGGGAGGAGGGGCACCAAGAUGGCAGAAUAGGGAGGGAGCUUACUGCUCUAGUCCAGGACAAGAUUAAAAAAACGUGGAGAGAGUGCAAUCUCAGGGAAGAGUUAGGGAGAAAACAGCAGAGCAAACUCCAUGCAAAUUACGGGACACUGUGGAUAUAUGUGGAGAGUGUGGAUGCACACAACUCAGGACCCUAGCAGCUGAGAGCCUCAGCAUCAGCUUAUGAGAGUGAGGUGAGACCAGGUUGCAGCAGCCCUAGCCAUUGGCAAUAAAGCUGCAGGAAGAGCCUGGUGAAUCUGGUUUGGAGCCUUGUAGGGGACAGCAUACUUUCCAACUGACAGGAAAAAGGAGAGGCAAGUUUCUCUCUCCCCAACCACCCAGCAUCAGCAUCCUGUAACUAGCCAUGAGGGGGUGGGUGCCAUUUUGGACAUACAUAACAGCUGUGCCAGCUCAUGUCCGUGUGCCCAGCAACCAGUUGAGAGUAGAAACCUGAGUCUAGCUGGGAGAACUGACAGGUGGCUGGGUGCUUCUGACUAUGGGAGGCUUGUGUGCUGGGACUAUGAAAACACUAUGGCUGCAUGUGAGGGUGCAGCGUGUGGCUGGGACUUUGGGCAGUCACAGUGUGUGGCUAUAUAUGCUAGGGGUUUCUUGAUUCCCUGGUGAAGAUCAUUGCUGCAGGAUCCAUGCUCACACUGAGGACUGCAUGGAUCCUUUGUGAGGCAGCACAAAUGAAUACUGUACUUACUGGGGUUAAUGACCAGGCAUUGGUCUCCUUGGAGGAGAAGAGGUGAGUGUGAGAACAUUUCAAUAGAGCUGAACAAACCUCCUCUCUGAUUAAAAAAAAAGAUUUACCAAGCCUAACUUGGGAGUCACCUUGGAUACUGCCCUCACCCUGGAGCAUAGAACAGAGCUCCCUGGCCACACCUAGUACAUGCCUCUAGGUGUUCACUGAAAGAGCAGACACCUCACUAAUCCACAGAGGCAUAAUCCAAAGAUAAAAGCUAUCACCAGAGGAAAAAAACCAAGUAUCUCCAGAAAUGCCUAAUAAUGAACACAGCAUUUCAAAAAACAAGAAUAAGGAAGACAACAUGACACCCCCAAAGGAACACAACACUUCAAUACUAGAAUGUGAAAGUGAUGAGACUGAAGAAGUGCUGGAAAUGGAAUUAAAAAAAUUGAUCAUAGGAUUACUUAGAAGUAAUCAGAAGCAAAUUCAUGAGCUAAAGAAAUCCAUACAUGACCUGAAUGAAAAAUUUUCCCAUCAAAUUGAGAUUUUAAAGAGAAACCAAAAUUUAAUAUUAGAAAUGAAGAAUUCAAUAGAUCAAAUAAAAUGUGUUGGGGAAAGCCCUAACAACAGACUCGGUGAGGCAGAAGAAAGAAUAUCCAAGUUAGAAGACAAAUCUCUGGAAACUUUAUAGUCACACCAAAAAAAAAAAAGAAA
Messenger RNA from Oryctolagus cuniculus (rabbit), 15363 nucleotides. Lineage: Eukaryota; Metazoa; Chordata; Mammalia; Lagomorpha; Leporidae. The record is from RefSeq and is a predicted model, not a curated record.